AGGGCACGAAGUUGUGCCUGCAGCUGUUACCAUAGAAACCGGGGACCGGAUGUGGCGAUCUUAGGGUGCGACAGCCCCUCUGUCAGGCUUUCUGCCCCGAGAGCCUGUCGACUCUAUGACACACUGAGGAGUCGGUUGUGGUUUUUUCCCAGCCGGGGGGAAGCGAGCGACUUUUUCAAAGCAUUCAUAGAAAUGCGAUAAAGGAGUGGUUUGGGAUUGCUGCCACGCCUGGCUAAGGCCGAGGGAGCCUGCUGAUGUGAGACGAGCCGCACAAAGGGUCCCCAGAGCCUUCCGGAAGUGAAAUGGCGGGAGCCCCAGCCUUCAUGUCCACUGCCCCCCCCGGAAGCGGAAACAGAAUUCCAGCGUGCCCCUUCCUCACUGCUUUCCAAAUCCCGCUGCAGCCAUUGCCGCAACCACGAUGCCGAAACGAAAGAAGCAGACUCAGCAGCAGCAGCCUCCGCAUCAGCAGCCCCCACUGACAGAGCGGGAAGAGACUGGAGAUGAGGAGGAUGGGAGUCCCAUCGGACCACCCAGCCUUCUGGGUCCUCCCCCCAUGGCCAAUGGAAAGCCUGGUGACCCCAAGUCAGCCCCACACUGGAAUCCACCCACAUGUCCACCAUCAGUAGAAUGGAUAAAUAAGGUGUUGUGUGUGCAUCCAAUGGGAUACUACACUGCAGUGAAAAUGAAGGCACUCCUGCUACAGGCAUCCUGGAUGAAUCUCAUAAACACGAUGUUGAGCAAAAGGACCAGACACAAAAGAAUGCAGACUACAAAUCCGACCGCCCCGUCUGCCGACAUUUUGCCAAAAAAGGCCACUGUCGAUAUGAGGACCUCUGUGCCUUCUACCACCCUGGCGCCAAUGGACCUCCUCUGUGAGACUGUGCCUUCCCAUCCAGGCUGGAAGGAGCCCGCUGGCCUAGUGGCCGUGUACUUCCCUGUGGCCCUGUGGUGGCUACUGUGAGGCUGUUCCACCCAGCACCUCGGUCCAUGACGCCCACCCUCAUCGCCACCUCCGCUACUUGGGGUCCAGAGUCGUGUUCAUCACUGGUGCGCGGUUGCACUCUUUCUUCUGGUCCAGCCUCCAGAGACUCAUCUCCAGGACCCCAUCUUUGCUCCAUAGAGCUGCCUCCUGGAUCCUCUUCCCCCUCCGACUGACUGCGGAACAGGAAACCUCUCUGGUGCUGUUUCUCGUGCAUCUGUCCACCCAGUUCCUGGUAUCGCCCUGGUUCCUGAGAGCCUUGGAGCAGUUUCCUACCAUUCCCUUCUUCUAGCUGCUUGUUUUCAGUCCUUUUUAUGUGACACCCCCUCCCCCCCGGUGUCGUCAGCUGCUCUGUGACAUUCAGUGGGUCCUCUGACCUGGGGUCAAGUUUGGCUGACUGGUACAGAGUUACUCCCUGAGAGGCCACCUGCCCUGCUCUUGGAUUUCAUAGUUUCUCCGUCAGUAGCAUGAUCCCCACCGCAACGGUCUGUGAUCACUGUGCUUUGUGAAACUGUGCAUCCCCUCGUAACCUUUCUCAGUGUCCGUGGCAUUUCUGUGACCUCCCAACACUAGAGUAAGUUCUUCUGCCAAAAUGAGUGGGACCGUUGAUGCCCUCCAGACCUUCCCCACCUCCUAACACGGGACAAUUGUGACACCUUCCACAAGACUGCCUUGCCGCUCCUCCCCAGGUCCUGGUGUCAGUUUCUCUGGGUUGGACACAGGCCUGAGAGAUGUCCUGUAGAGCCCCAGAGGGGCCCGCCCUGUCUCCUCUCCAGCCCGUUUUAGUUAGACGACAUCAUUGUGAGGCCACCAGCCCUUUCGUUUGAAUCCUGUGAAUCUCCAUCUGGCCUGCCUAUGGGUAGGACAUUGGACAGUACUGUCGCCGCCUCCGAGCCUUCUUCCCCUGCAUCCCUGGCACUGAUUGUUUUCUGUGAAAACAGCAGUGAACAGGUUCAGUUUUGAACUGGCCCUGAGGAAAUGGGUCAGGAGUUGUGUGGGCAAGAGGGAAGGAUGAGAGCCGUUGGAAAAUUGAGAUUGAAUUUUUUUUUCUUUUUAGCAUUUUUUUAUAUUAGUAAUAAACACACUGGAAACAA
This is a messenger RNA of Phacochoerus africanus (Common warthog), 2073 nucleotides long. RefSeq names its product proline rich 3 (gene PRR3). Lineage: Eukaryota; Metazoa; Chordata; Mammalia; Artiodactyla; Suidae. Bases 419 to 961 code for a protein of 180 amino acids. The record is from RefSeq and is a predicted model, not a curated record. Gene Ontology annotation, molecular function: RNA binding; metal ion binding. The transcript is spliced from 4 exons.